This is a messenger RNA of Lathyrus sativus (Indian pea), 1797 nucleotides long. NCBI's taxonomy places the organism in Eukaryota, Viridiplantae, Streptophyta, Magnoliopsida, Fabales, Fabaceae. The record is from the annotation of a GenBank genome assembly.
AUGGCAUCAGGAGAAUCAAGUGGACGGACCGAUUUCGAUCACGUCAAGGCUGCUGUCACCGAGUUUGCUAGAGGAUUUAACCACACUUACUACCAGCCGCUGCACUUGGCGAUACUAAACGGAGAUUGGAAAUCUACAAAGGCUUUCAUUGAUAAUGAUCCAACCGCAUUGACAGCGAAAGUUACCAUACUUGGCAGGAAUGCACUUCAUGUUGCGGCUGUGGGAGCUCAAUGGAAACUUGUUGAGAAAUUAGUCCAACAUAUGCCUGCAAAUACGGUUGCAGAACUGGAUUUAAUGGGCUGUACUUCUCUUCACUAUGUCGCAAUGGGCGAAAGCGUGAACGCUGCCAAGGCAUUGGUGGCUAAAAAUCCUUCUGUUACACAAGUGACUGAUUAUAAAGGAUUCACACCACUGAUCUAUAGUAUCACAUCUACCGAUUCUAAAGAGAUGGUUUGGUAUCUUGUUUUGAAUACUACAGACGAAAGGCCUGGAUGCCCUUUCUCGGGUCCCUCUUCUAGUCAUCUUGUUGCUUUGCUUACGGCCGCCGGAUUUCAUGAUAUCACAAUGUAUCUUCUGCAGCACUAUCCUAACUUGGCCACUAUUUCUGAUUCAAAUGGAAGCAUUAUACUUAAUGUUCUGUCAAAAUUGCCAUCACACUUUCAAAGUGGACACAAGCUUGGGUUUUGGAAAAGAUGCAUUUACCACUGUGUUCCUGUGGAAGUUGAAUCUGGAAAUACAAUAUGGAAUGCACUUCAAAUUCUUGUUCCUAGCAUAAAACUAAUUAGAGAUACAAAACUGAGAGAUGAAUAUGCUGUGAGAUUGGUAGAAUUUGUUUCCUCACAAGCUUCAGCCAUGAAUGACAAUCAAUUCUGGCAAUCUUUUGUGAGUCCGGACAUUAUUUUCAGUGCGACAUCAUCUGGCAUAGUUGAACUUUUAACGGUUUGUUUUCGGUUUUUUCCUGAUUUGGUUUGGACUCACAUUCCAAAUGAAGGAUAUGUGGCUCAAAUCGCUAUCAAGAAUAGGCAAGAAAAAGUUUUUAGUCUUCUAAGUAAGAUGCCAAUAAUUUGCAAGCUUUUAGUGUUGGCAUUAGAUGAAUCACAGAACACUACAUCACAUAUCGCAGCAAGGUUUGCUUUUCAAGCAAAAUCAAUUCCAGGCGCAGCUUUUCAAAUGCAAAGAGAGUUGCAGUGGUUUAAGGAAGUAGAGAAAUUGGAUCACCCUCUCCAUAAAGAAGUUAAAAACCAAGAUGGUAAAACAGCUUGGCAAGUGUUCAAGCAAGAGCAUAAACCAUUGCUUGAAGAAGGGAAGAAUUGGAUAAAGGAUACAUCAAACUCUUGUAUGUUAGUAGCAACUCUUAUUGCGACAAUCGCUUUCGCGGCUGCAAUAACUGUACCUGGAGGUAACAACCAGGACAAAGGAAUACCAAUAUUCUUGAAAGAUAACACAUUCAUGGUAUUUGUUGUGUCAGAUGCAUUAGCCUUGUUUUCUUCAAUGGCUUCUCUUCUGGUGUUUUUAGCAAUCCUAAAUGCACGAUUCGCGGAAGAAGAUUUUUUCGUGGCGUUACCGGAGAGAUUAAUAUUAGGUUUGGCUUCUUUGUUCAUUGCUGUAGUGACUACAAUGGUAGCAUUUGGUGCAGCUUUGUCUAUGCUGGUGAAGGAGAGAGUUAAAUGGGCUCCAAUUCCUAUUGCUCUUUUGGCUUGUGUGCCAAUUGCUCUAUUUACAAAGCUUCAACUUUCUUUGUUCAUAGAAAUGAUGAAAUCAACUUAUGGAUCUCAUUUCUCAUAUAUAAAAAAAUGA